Magnolia sinica is the source of this 914-nucleotide messenger RNA. RefSeq lists its product as uncharacterized. The transcript is spliced from 7 exons. Gene Ontology annotation, biological process: deoxyribonucleotide biosynthetic process. Gene Ontology annotation, cellular component: ribonucleoside-diphosphate reductase complex. The record is from RefSeq and is a predicted model, not a curated record. NCBI's taxonomy places the organism in Eukaryota, Viridiplantae, Streptophyta, Magnoliopsida, Magnoliales, Magnoliaceae. Gene Ontology annotation, molecular function: ATP binding; ribonucleoside-diphosphate reductase activity, thioredoxin disulfide as acceptor. Bases 1 to 813 code for a protein of 270 amino acids.
AUGUUGGGUUUUCACAAUAAUGGUCUUUCUGUCUAUUUCAUUGAGCCUCAUCAUCUAGCUAAAUUCUUCUGGAGAGGACAGUUUAAUGGAGAGAAUGAUGAUUUCAAGCGUUUUUCAUUCUUUAGUCGUGCAGCACUUGAAUUGCUUCUUCGAGCUGGCAAGAAACCAGAUAUAAUCCAUCGCCAUGACCGGCAGACAGCGUUUGUUGUAUGCACUGGAUGUGAGCCUCUGUUGGUUUCUAUCUUAACGAGUGCAAAGAAUCUUGGUGGAGAGUCUCCUGAUCGGGCAACGUUGUUCAUAACGACCCAUCGGAAGAAAGAUGGGAGUGUUGUGAACGAGGAGUCGGCUCAUGUUAUUGCUUUGAUGAAUGUUUUUUGGAGUUUUUUUAACUAUUGGGAGGGUUAUUGUGGUGGUCUGAGCUGCCUUAUCAAUGUUUGUUUUGUUGCAUUCUUGCAGGAAGAACACAGAGCUAGGGAUCUAUUUUAUGCCCUUUGGGUUCCUGACCUUUUCAUGAAAAGGGUGAACAGCAAUGGGGAGUGGUCAUUGUUUUGCCCAAAUGAGGCUCCAGGUUUAUCUGAUUGUUGGGGUGAGGAAUUUGAAGAACUGUACACUAGAUAUGAAAGAGAGGGCAAGGCAAAAAAAGUUGUUCAGGCACAGACCCUAUGGUUUGAAAUUCUGAAAUCACAGAUAGAAACUGGAACACCGUAUAUGCUUUUCAAGGACACUUGCAAUAGUUCACAAACUGUUGUGCCUACUAUUGCUCCUGUAGUAGUUGGAGAGCGGAGGAUAUUUUUAGGUCCUGGAGCAGUGUGACUUGCAUCCUAAUAUGGGCCACGUAUAAUCAGAAUCCUUCCUAUCCUCAGUGCAAGCAUCUGUUUCAGUUUCUCAGUGUUCAUCGAUCAGCAGAUGGAAGU